CUGAACCACAUCUCAUAUUAUGAAGUCCUUGGUGUGCCGCAGGACUGUUCAACGAAAGACGUGAAAUCUGCAUACCAUCGUCUUCUACUUACACACCACCCCGACAAGAAGGUACAGCGAGAAGACACUACGAUAUUACCAAAUAGACACUCCAUACAACUAAUACAGGAUGCGUACCGAACCCUCUCGGAUACACAGCAACGAAAAGAUUACGACGCGGCAAUACAUACGCAUUUUAUCAAGUUAGGACUAACAGCUUUAUCGGCCUCAACAGUUAACAUCGAUGGUAUGGAUCGCAUAGACUUAAGUGAGUUUGAAGUGACUGAAUCACAGCCAGAAAAGGGGGGUGUGGGAACUGCAGGUGAUAGCGAACUUGAGGAGGUUUUCGUCCAUGCAUGUCCGAGAUGCCAUUUUGAGGACGGAUUUGUGUUGUCUGAAACGGAUCUUGAGCAAGGUACACACGAACAAGAGCAGAAUAGAUUGAAUUCUACUGAUGUAGAUUACCAGCUGCUUCUACAGUGCGCUUCUUGUAGCUUGUGGCUUUGCGUGACUUACUCUAUA
This is a messenger RNA of Pichia membranifaciens NRRL Y-2026, 561 nucleotides long. RefSeq lists its product as hypothetical. The annotation marks the transcript as partial. NCBI's taxonomy places the organism in Eukaryota, Fungi, Ascomycota, Pichiomycetes, Pichiales, Pichiaceae. The record is from RefSeq and is a predicted model, not a curated record. The transcript has a single exon.